CAGGAAGCUCAUGGAGCACCAGAACAAACGGGCGGUCGUAUCGUAUUGCAAGACAUCGCCAAACCUGUCAAACAGGACGGGUGGACACCAUUGGAGUCGAUCGAAGCGGCCCUACAGUUGGAGCGCACCGUCAAUCAGGCGCUUCUGGACCUCCAGGGCAUCGCCAACAGGACUAACGACCCGGAGUUGACUGACUUUAUUGAGAGUAACUAUCUUCAUGAACAGGUGGACGACAUCAAGAAACUGGGCGAUCACGUGACUAACUUGAAACGGGUGGGCACUGGUCUCGGGGAGUACCUCUUUGACAAAAAGACCCUGAGCUAA
This is a messenger RNA of Oppiella nova, 324 nucleotides long. The record is from the annotation of a GenBank genome assembly. NCBI's taxonomy places the organism in Eukaryota, Metazoa, Arthropoda, Arachnida, Sarcoptiformes, Oppiidae.